Chaetomium globosum CBS 148.51 is the source of this 846-nucleotide messenger RNA. RefSeq lists its product as uncharacterized. NCBI's taxonomy places the organism in Eukaryota, Fungi, Ascomycota, Sordariomycetes, Sordariales, Chaetomiaceae. The record is from RefSeq and is a predicted model, not a curated record. The transcript is spliced from 2 exons. The coding region runs from base 1 to 846 and encodes 281 amino acids.
AUGGUUAAUUCGUUAGUGUGGUCACCCGAGGAGGCCAAGUACCUCAAGGCGAUAUUUCAUUGGCAAGAAGCGGAGCCCUCUCUUGAGGAGGAACGAAGACGCCGACAGGCCGAGGAGGACGAGCGGAAGCGACAGGAAGAACGAAAACCGGCGGGCGAGUUCCGAGUGCUCGUGAUCGGUGGCCGAGGCACAGGCAAGACGGCUAUCCUAACAAGAUCGAUCCAGUUCGGCGAAGGGACCUUUCACGGCGAAACCCUGCCCCCCGACCCUUUCUACGAGGGAGGCUGCCGCCACCCCAUCACGCUGGAGAUUGAGACACCUGCCCUGCCCACCUCGGCCACAGCUCACGCACUCACCAGCUCGACCACGGCUACAAACCCGACCCCUAGAGGCACUACCAUAAAAUCCCAUCCCCACCCCCACAUCAACAGCCCCCAACCCACCCGACUGUAUAAACAACCCCCCCAUAGCCACAAUCACAACCAGCAACAACAUCAACAACAACCCCCCAAAACCCACUCCCAAACCUACCUAAUCGACGCCCUCGAAAUGCCCACCGCCCACUUGCCCAGCAACCCGCUCCUUGCGCAAGCCCUCUCCAUCACCGAGGCCGCCGUGCUGGUCUACUCGGUGCGCGACCCGGCCUCGCUGCAGCUGGCGCGCGGCCUGGCCGAGUUUAUGCGCGAGCAUUUCGCGCCGGCGACUCCGUCUUCCUCUUCUGCUGCUUCCGAGGCGGUGGCUUCGCCGGGUGGUGGUGGUGGUCGUCGUGGGGGUGCUGGGUCGCGUGCUGGGGGUGGUGGGAUUGAUCGCGGGCGGGCGUAUCCGAUUGUGUUGGGUGGGGAAUAA